AUGAAUCUGCUGCACGUGGUGCAGACGUCGUACGAGCCGGGUACGUAUAUCUUGGACGGCUGUCUGUGCAACGGCAGCUCCUCCUUGGCGCUGUCCCUCUCCACCCAGGCCAUCCGCCUCUACGACACGCAGGCGGCUACAUUUCUGGGAGAUAUCAAGGAACACACGCAGCCAAUCCAAGACCUUGUGGCCACUCCUGCUCAGCCUAGCAUGCUUUACUCUUGCCAGCGCGACUGCGGGGUCAUGGUCACGGACCUGCGCCAGGCACGAGCUGUACACUUUUUGUGUGACAUGUGCAGUAGCGGCGCGGUCUGCAGUAGCAUUGGAGUCAAACCAUCCGCGCCGCUUCUCGCCAUCGCGGCGGACCGCGAUAUCCACCUGGUCGACACGCGGACCUGGUGCUCUGUGAAGUGCCUAGAUCAGCUGCAUGUGGAUGAGGUCUCACGGCUGCGCUUUCUCGACGACAAAAUCCUCUGCUCCGCUGGCGAGGAUCAGAUGAUCAAUUUCCUUUCAGUAGAGGAGGGGGUGGUAGACGAUGAUGUACUUCUGCAGGCGGUGAACUGCGGCGAGGUGGUCACUAAGAUGAGCUGCUUCCCCGAGCUUGGCGUGACGGCGAUGGUGGGAAGUUGCGAGAACGGCUAUGUCUUCCCCUACGACCUGGAACAGCGGGAGGCACGUCAUGGACGGCCGAGCUUCGAGAUGUACCUCGUCGACUGGUGCGUGGUGUCCGGCCAGCUGCAUCUCGUUUCCGGCGUGCGGGACGACAACGGCGACGCCGGCCCACUGCAGGCACUGAACUGGGGGACUGGGGAGACGCAGGUCCUGCCCAAGGUGCACAAGGAGCUCGGUCGUGUCGCCAUUGGCUUCGGCAACCGCCUCAUCACCGGUGGUGAGGACGGUAUGUUGGCGUACUGGAAGCACGGCGACUUGCUGCCGUCCGAGAUCGCCACGCCUGUCGGGUAUAGCGCGCAUCGCACGGGCUGCGGGAAGGUCUUUGCGAGCAGCCGAACGCACGAAGGGCAGGGCAGUGGUGGGAACGGUGGCGGUCGGGGUAGCGGCGGCCCUCACCGAGGUGGUCGCGGCCGGCCGUACUGA
Messenger RNA from Leishmania mexicana MHOM/GT/2001/U1103, 1095 nucleotides. RefSeq lists its product as hypothetical. Lineage: Eukaryota; Euglenozoa; Kinetoplastea; Trypanosomatida; Trypanosomatidae. The record is from RefSeq and is a predicted model, not a curated record. Gene Ontology annotation, molecular function: protein binding. The transcript has a single exon. Bases 1 to 1095 code for a protein of 364 amino acids.